Molecule: messenger RNA, 5640 nt
Organism: Lachancea dasiensis
Lineage: Eukaryota; Fungi; Ascomycota; Saccharomycetes; Saccharomycetales; Saccharomycetaceae
Source: the annotation of a GenBank genome assembly
AUGAGCGACCAACCUCGUCAACGCUCUAAUUCGUUAGAAUCUAGUUCAGCAUCUGAGAGUGUUUCAGGACCGCAGAGGGGUACUGAAUUGAAGAAAAAUGAUCAGCAUAGUCAUUCCAAAGAAGAACAUGGAGCUAGAGGACGACCCCAUUUUAGAAAGCAGUACUCCAUGGAUACCUAUGGUCCUUCUAGCUCUAGUGUGCAGGCACACCGGGGCUGGGACCGCCUGAGGGAAGCCUCAAGAGGCCGCCAUAAAGGUUUUCACAACCCGGUUGCCUUUCAUUCGCCAGACGACCCAAUUCCGCCAUUUACUCAGGCGAUUCAACCUCGUAUUCCGGGGAUUCAGCGGACUGCUAGUAACAAUUCUGUCUCCAGCUCAUCUUAUUUGCAGCAGCAGGCACAGCAACAGCAACGCAAAGGCUCACGAGCUGGAUCUCUCUUCAAAAGACUGGCAGGUAUGAAAAUAUCCUCUGCAAGCGCGUCCGAACCUUCUGACCAGGAGUCAGUUGCUGCUAAUCCGACUACACAUCCGCCCGGCAUUCGUCGAAAAAUGAGCACUUUCAUUCAUGGGAAUUCCGGGACUCAACCUGAUCUCAGUGCUGGCGAUAAUGAUUCGCUAAAUUCGGAGACGUACUCAAAGGUCAACAGGGGUUUAUUUUCUACAUCGGCUGUCAAUAGUCGGCGUGGCUCAACAGCAAGCGGUGCUGCAAGUGGCAUAACUACAGGGAGUGGCCACAAUUCGCCAAAAAUUCAUCACGUCCAUGAGGGAUCAAUACCCUUUAACUCUACAGCACUCAAUAGUGGCCCUGACGAUCAAAAGGGCAUAUCCCGCAAGCAGUACUCCGACUCCUCUGAAAGCCCUGAACGCCAUCCUGCAAAUAAUUUGUCGCGAAGCACAAGUUAUUUUUUACUGGAUACUGAUCUCAAUAAUGUUUCAGACAUCACCAACAUAUCGGGGAAACCUGCUAGGGAUAUAAAAAAAGUUAAAAAUGGCACUGAGGGCCAGAAAUCUAAGAGUGGCUUCAAGGAGGUCAAGAAACUUCCAUCUAUAGGCUCUGAACCGAAUCCUGCUCCUGAUACUACACAUUCAAAGGUCCAAUGGAUUGCCCCAGAAAGUUGGGAUAUCGAUGAGGAAGCCGGAAAGCCGCUUUCUUUGAAGGACAAAAAGAAAGCACAUCAUCAACACCAUCAUCGUCACCAUCGUUCGCCUAAGGUUGAAAGAGAUCGAGUUCGCGAAAAAUCGGGGCAACCCACUUCGUCGAAAAAACGCGAACUCACUCCUAAGCUGAACCCGCUGGAAGAGAACGUUGAUAAUGAGCCUCUCAGCUCGAGCUUGUCCUCAGAGCCUCUCAAUAGCUCGACUGUCUUAACAACAGGCACGUCGAACAGGGACGACAAUUCUCAGGGCCAGAGCGAAGAAAGUUCUUCCUUUAGUGAUUCGGAAGCCGCAGAUGUGGAUGGUGGGAGACUAAGAGCUGAUUCUAUGGAUUCUAUGCAGACCAACGAUUCGGAUCCUGAAAAAACUGACGAGAUAUUUGACAAGGCGGCCUAUGAGUUAGAAAAGUACUAUAAUGAUUUUAGUGAUCUCGACUUCUCCAAACGUUAUGCUAUUAGAGUUUUUAAUACAGAUGAGACGUUCACAACCCUGUCAUUGACACCGAACACGACAAUUCAGGAGAUGAUUCCGCAGCUCAAGCGAAAAUUCAACAUCGGUCAAGGGAACUAUCAGGUCUCCUUGAAAGUCGCUAAAGUUUUUAAAGUCCUUUCGGCAACCGCGCGUCCGAUACUAAUUCAGCGAAAGCUGUUACUUUUAAAUGGUUAUAGGAAGACUGAUCCGCUGCAUAUCUUGGGUAUUGAUGACUUGAGUUACGUUUUCAACUUUGUUUUCCAUCCAAUUGCAACAUCACACCUUACUUACGAACAGGGGCAAAUGCUUUCUAGAGGUGACUUUGUACACGUUGAUUUGAGAAGUUUAAAUUUAACGACCCCACCUAUCAUUUUUUAUCAACAUACUCCUAAUAUUGAAAGUCUGGACUGCUCCAAUAAUGCCAACAUUUUUCUGCCACUCGAUUUCAUAGAAAGUGCCAUAAAGCUAUCAAGCUUAAGGAUGGUAAACAUUAGGGCGUCAAGGUUUCCUCUCAACAUUACAGAAGCCGAAAAGUUGGUUUCUCUAGAUCUCGAGCGAAACUUCAUAAAAAAAAUCCCUCCGUCCAUAUCAAAGUUGAGUGAGCUUACAAUUCUUAACGUUCAAUGUAACGAAUUGGACAGGCUGCCAUUAGGAUUUGCUGAGCUUAAGAAUCUAAGGCUGUUAGAUAUCUCAUCGAAUAAUUUUUCCAAGUUUCCGGAAGUCAUUUGCAGCUGUACUAACCUACUUCAAAUAGACUUGUCUUACAACAAAAUAGAGUCUUUGCCCGACUCGCUAAACCAACUUACCAAGGUUGCCAAAAUAAAUCUGGCCAGAAACAAGCUGUCAUACAUUGGAAACUUAUCAGGCAUGAUCAAUUUGCGAACCCUCAACCUGAAGUAUAAUAGAAUUACCUCACUGAAAAUGAAUAAUUCUUCACUCCAAAAUUUGGCGAUUUCAAAUAACCGCAUUAGUGUUUUUGAUGACAAAUUAUCGAAGUUAAAAACAUUGGAAAUCCGUGAGAACCCGAUUACCUCGAUCUCGUAUGAUGGGGAGUAUCUUGUAAAUUUGGUGAGUUUGUCUUUGAACGAAGCUAAGCUUUCUAGUGUGCCGCCCGAACUUUUAUGCAAAUUGCCACGUUUAGAGAAACUAGAAUUGAACGGUAACAAAUUGACUCAGAUUCCUCCUGAAAUUUCUAAGUUAACGAAGCUUGUCUAUUUUUCUGCCAACAAGAACAAACUGGAAAGCAUCCCUGAAGAAAUAUGUGAGCUUCAUUGUUUAAAGACCCUUGAUAUUCACUCGAAUAACCUGAGCAACCUUGUCAAGGGACUGGGUAAAAUGGAGCUUACCAGUUUCAACGUUUCUUCAAAUCUACUGGGGAAUACCAUCGAUAUUCAAGAAAUUUUUCUGAAUCGUCGCGACUCAGCACUUGCUAAAAGUCUUCUGUUUCUAAGCAUGGCUGACAAUAACCUAGGUAAUCAAUUUUGGACCCUUUUUAACAUGUAUGAGAACUUGAAAAUGUUAAAUCUAUCCUAUAACAACCUAAGUGAUCUGUCAACUUUCAAGCUUGAAAAUUUAACCGAGCUUUAUCUAUCUGGCAAUAGCUUUGUUUCGUUACCAGGGGAAACGGUUUUACGGUGGAGAUCUUUAAAAAUACUGAUGUUGAACGGCAAUAGCUUGCUUUCUUUACCAUCUGAACUGUCCCAAUUGAGUAAGCUGAAUGUGCUGGACGUGGGGUCAAACCAGUUAAAGUAUAAUAUAUCAAACUAUCAUUAUGACUGGAAUUGGGCCAAUAAUAAAGGUUUGAAGUAUCUGAACUUCUCAGGAAAUAAGAGGUUUGAGAUUAAAUCAGCUUUGGACAAUGAUAGCAAAAGAGAUUUGUCCGAUUUGACAGUUUUAAAGGAGUUGAGAAUUUUGGGAUUGAUGGACGUGACAUUAAAAACGUCUAGGAUCCCAGAUGAGGGUGUGAAUAUUCGUUUGAGGACAACAGCCUCCGUUCUAAAUGGCAUGCAAUAUGGAGUGGCCGAUACCCUAGGUCAGAGAGAUUCCGUUACUUCAAGAGAUGUAACCUUUGAGAGAUUUAGAAGCAAUGAUGAUGAAUGUUUAGUCUGCCUCUACGAUGGCAAAAAUGAAAAGAUAAGCACUGGUCAUAAUAUCUCUAAAAUUAUAAGAGACAAUUUCCAUAAGAUUUUCAUCCGCCAACUUGAAAAAUAUGGUGAGACUUCUGACGGUAUAAAAGAUGCAUUACGUUUCAGCUUUUUGCAAUUGAACAAGGAAAUUAACGGCAUGCUCAACUCUGUUGAAAAUGAAGCAACCAAUAAAGAUUUUACCUCUGCCGACUUGUUAAGUGGUUCUUCGGCCACUGUUCUCUACAUAAAAGGGAAAAUGCUCUAUACUGCCAACAUUGGGGAUACAAUGGCCAUUUUAUCAAAGAAUAAUGGAGAUAUUACACCUUUAACAAAGCGCCAUGUUCCAUCGGAGAGUGAGGAGUACGAAAGAAUUCGUAUUUCUGGUGGCUACGUCAAUAACCAUAAACUUGAUGGCGUCUCUGACGUUUCACGAGCUGUAGGGUUUUUUGACUUACUCCCCCAUAUCCAUGCUGCUCCCGAUAUCUCUGAAGCUUGUUUAACAACGACUGAUGACCUAGUAAUUAUAGCCACCUGCAAACUGUGGGAGUAUCUUGAUUAUCAAACCGCUUCUGAUAUAUGCCGUGAAAACAAGAUGGACCCUAUGCGUGCUGCAGAAAAGCUGAAGGAUUUCGCAAUAUCUUUUGGGUGUGCUGAAAACAUGACAAUUCUCUGCUUAUCCUUAGACAAAUCCAGCACUAGCCAAAAUAAUUUUAUCUUGAAGAAGCAGGAAUUAAUCUCCAGGAGGAGCACCUUUGAAGACUCUACACUCCGAAGACUACAGCCAGAAAUUUCUCCUCCAACCGGAAACUUGGCGAUGGUUUUCACCGAUAUAAAGAACUCAACUUUCCUUUGGGAGUUAUUUCCAAAUGCAAUGAGAAGUGCUAUCAAAACGCAUAAUGACAUCAUGCGGCGAUGCUUGCGAGUAUUUGGUGGUUAUGAAGUCAAAACAGAGGGGGACGCAUUCAUGGUUGCUUUUCCAACGCCAGUGCGCGCACUAGUUUGGUGCAUGAGUGUUCAACUAAAACUGCUAGAUGCAGAAUGGCCGGAAGAGAUUACUUCCAUUCAGGAAGGAUGUUUGAUAAGCGAUUCCCGUAACCAAAAGUUGUAUCUCGGUUUAUCUGUCAGAAUGGGCAUUCAUUGGGGAUGCCCAGUACCUGAGCUAGAUGUCGUUACCCAGCGCAUGGACUACUUGGGGCCUGUCGUCAAUAAGGCGUCAAGAGUGUCUGGUGUCGCGGAUGGAGGUCAGACAACACUUAGUAGCGACUUCUGUUCAGAGUUCCAAAAAGUCAUGGCCUUGCACGACCGCGUUGAAAAAGCAAAUGUUUCAUUAAAAGAGGCCUACGGUGAAGAGUUCGUCGGCGAUAUCAUGGAAAGAGAAAUUCAUUUGCUAGAAAGCAUUGGGUAUGUGUUUGAGGAGCUGGGCGAAAAGAAACUCAAAGGUUUGGAAUCUAUUGAGUAUAUCACUAUCGCCUAUCCUAAGGUGUUGGCCGCGCGCCAUAAUUUCGUCACACAGAAGGCGGAAACGAGCGUAAUAGACGAGGAGACGUUGUUCAAGCUGAGAAGUAUCUCCAAUAAGCUUGAAUGUAUGAUUUCUAUCGUAAAUGGCUCUCUUGUUGAAAAGGAAGAUUUUGGAAGAGUUGGAGUUGGUCACCACGCCACUUUCGAUGCCAAAACCAGCGCUGCGGUUUCCCACUCAAUGACCGAAUUGAAUCGCGUAGCACUGUUGGACCAUGUCAUUACACGGCUUGAGGGUACUAUCGCCAUGCUCCAAAUUCGCCAGCGUAUUGAGGGCCCUUUGAAUGUAGCGAAGACAAACGAACUGGCUGCCAGCAAAUCCAUCUUUGAACUGGUUGACGAACUCUUCAAAGGGGCAAAUUUGGAAAAGUAA